Labrus bergylta (ballan wrasse) is the source of this 1284-nucleotide messenger RNA. RefSeq names its product neural retina leucine zipper (gene nrl). Lineage: Eukaryota; Metazoa; Chordata; Actinopteri; Labriformes; Labridae. The record is from RefSeq and is a predicted model, not a curated record. Gene Ontology annotation, biological process: regulation of transcription by RNA polymerase II. Gene Ontology annotation, cellular component: nucleus. Gene Ontology annotation, molecular function: DNA-binding transcription factor activity, RNA polymerase II-specific; RNA polymerase II cis-regulatory region sequence-specific DNA binding.
AUGUCCUCUCCGCCCCUCCCCAUGCCCUCCCUCCCCCCGAGCCCCCUGGCCAUGGAGUACCUGAACGACUUUGACCUCCUGAAGUUCGAGGUGAAGUCCGACACGCCUCCUCUUCCUCCUCAGUGUGCGUUUCCAAAGUCAGGCCUCCCUCAUGACCCCUCCAGCUCCCCGUACACCAGCCACCCUCCACAGGACUCCAGUCUGAGCUCCAGCCCGUACAACUCACUGCCCCCCUCGCCCACGCUCAGCGACACCCACCCGCCUCCUUCGGGCUCCUCUUCCCUCUCCUCCUCGUCGUCCUCCAUCUCCUUCCCCCUCUCCCUCACGAACAGCUUCACCUCGGGCAUCAGCUCCGGCUCUCAGGGGAACGUGGAGGGCAGCCCGGCCCACGGCGGGCCUCAGGGUCCCACCCCGGCCUCCCUGGAGGACCUGAUCUGGCUGGCAGCGCUUCAGCAGCAGUUUGGAGGGGAGGUGACAGGGCCUGCCACCCUUCUGGGAGCUCUGGGAGGAGUGCCCGAGAGAGGGGACCGAGAGAGGGGGCCCGUCAAUGGAUUUCUGGGCUGUGAGGAUGCUGUUGAGGCACUGCUGAACUCAGCUGCUGCAGCUGUCAGCUCACAGUUUCCGGGUCUUUCUCAGAGCUCCAGCAGUAACCUGGGAGACUCCAGCAGUGACAGCGGAGGUGACAUCUCCUGCACCAAAGGGACAGACAUGUGUCACCGCCCACUUGUCUUCCUCUCAUCAGCCCCUCCAUUGCUCCCUAACGCCGUCCCUGGCUCCGCCCCCUAUCCACAGGGGGCCCUCAGCCCCACAGGCCGCCUUCAUCACCACCAGCAUCACCAUCAUCAGCACCACCCGCACCACCCCAUGCAUGGCAGCCAUCACCAUCACCAUCACUCAGUUUCUCAGUGCGGUGUGAACGAGCGUUUCUCAGACGAGCAACUGGUGAGUCUGUCGGUCCGCGAGCUGAACCGACACCUGCGGGGUGUGAGCAAGGACGAGGUGGUGCGUCUGAAGCAGAAACGACGCACGCUAAAGAACCGCGGCUACGCCCAGUCCUGCCGCUACAAACGCCUGCAGCAUCGCCACGCUCUGGAGUCCGAGAAACACGUGCUCACACAACAGUUGGAGCAGCUCCAGUGUGAGCUGACUCGAGUGCUGAGGGAGAGAGACGCCUACAAAGCUCGCUACGAGAAGCUCCUCAACACCAACCACAGCAUCGGCAGCGAUGCACCACCGACCCGCAACAGCAACCCACCUUCCCCGCCCCCUGACUACUUCCUCUGA